AUGCUGAGCAGGAGAGCCUUAGAAAUCUCGGUGCUUUCGAGCUCCGGCGUGGUGGUGGGGUGGUGCCGCCGCCACAGCAGGAGGCGGCGGAAGGGCGGCAUAAUACGUCUCGGUGGCCGGCGGAGGGGUUUCAGCCUGGGGCCUCGCCCGGUGGUGCCCCCCUUCUUUCGGGCCCUGCGCAGAAUCGUGAUUCGGAUGGCAGCCAACGGGAAGCUGGUCGAGGCGUAUUGCUGGGCCCUGCCCUUUUUACGCCCUCAAAUCUUCUUCCCUCUCUGUUAG
Molecule: messenger RNA, 279 nt
Organism: Striga hermonthica
Lineage: Eukaryota; Viridiplantae; Streptophyta; Magnoliopsida; Lamiales; Orobanchaceae
Source: the annotation of a GenBank genome assembly